Messenger RNA from Sturnus vulgaris (Common starling), 2065 nucleotides. Lineage: Eukaryota; Metazoa; Chordata; Aves; Passeriformes; Sturnidae. The record is from RefSeq and is a predicted model, not a curated record.
UUGCUUUGCUCCAAAUCUCCAAAACUUCCAGAAUUUAGUGUGAGAGAGAUGUCCUGAGAAAGCACAAAUGCACUCACACAGGCACAAAUCAAACCUCAUUUUCUUUAAUAAAAUAUUUUAUGUGCACUGACCUCUGGCUUAAGCUCUUGAGAAGCCAGGAAAUGAUGCACAGUUUGUGUGUGGAGAACCCUGAGUGCCAAGUGGUUCACAAGGAGCCUCAUUUGUGUUUUCUGAUCAGUAUUUCUUGUCUCCUGCAGUGUGUUCCUGGGAGCUUGGAGGAUCCCAAAACUGUGACACAUCAUAAGCUGAUCCAUGCUACUUCUGAGAAGGUGCUGACAGACACAAAAACAGUGUUGGAGGAGAACAUUCAGGACAGAGAUGUGUUGCUGCUGGUCAAGAAGAGAGCACCAGCUCUGCUCCCCAAAAUGGCAGAUGUGGUUGCAGAGGAGAAGAGGAAGCAGGAGCAGAAAGCUCCUGACAAGGAUGCCAUCCUCAAAGCCACUGCCAACCUGCCUGCCCGCAGCGUGGACCGCAGCGUCACCCACCACAACAUGAGGGAUUUUCCUUUCUUGCAGUUCCAGACAGAGCUCCGGAAGAUUUUAGUGUCUCUCAUAGAAGUUGCACAGAAAUUGCUAGCACUGAACCCCGAUGCAGUUGAACUAUUUAAGAAGGCAAAUGCCAUGCUGGAUGAGGAUGAGGAGGACAGGGUGGACGAGAUCGCGCUGCGCCAGCUCACCGAGAUGGGUUUCCCAGAGAGCAGAGCUAUCAAAGCCCUCAGGCUGAACCACAUGUCGGUGACCCAGGCCAUGGAGUGGUUGAUAGAACACGCUGAUGACCCUGCUGUGGAUGCUCCUCUGCCAGGUCAGGCUCCUGCAGAAGCCCCAGCUGAAGGUGCUGCCUCCUCUGCUGAGGCAGCUGCAGGUCCCAGCUCGGAGGAGGGCGGGGAAGAGGCCAAGGAUGAGCUGACGGAAAUCUUCAAGAAGAUCCGGAGGAAAAGAGAAUUUCGUCCAGACCCACGGGCUGUCAUUGCCCUGAUGGAGAUGGGAUUUGAUGAAAAGGAGGUGGUGGAUGCACUCAGAGUGAACAACAACCAGCAAAAUGCAGCUUGUGAGUGGCUGCUGGGGGACAGAAAACCUUCUCCAGAGGACUUAGACAAGGGCAUUGACACCAACAGCCCUCUCUUCCAAGCCAUCUUAGAAAACCCAGUGGUACAAUUAGGGCUCACCAACCCUAAAACUCUACUAGCCUUCGAGGAUAUGCUUGAAAACCCCUUGAACAGCACUCAGUGGAUGAACGAUCCCGAAACGGGGCCGGUGAUGUUACAGAUCUCCCGAAUCUUCCAGACACUGAAUCGCACGUAGAGGGAGCUGCCAGUGCACUGUGCCACUUCCCCCUGGCCCUCACUGCCCCUCCACCACCACAGGAGGGUGCCUGGAUGGUUGGGAAGGGCUGGAAGGAAGGGAGGGAGGGAGGGAAGAGGGGGAGAUCCUGGCUGGAGGGGGUCUCUCACACGAGAGUUUUCGUAGUUAAGGCCAACAGGAGUGAGUUGCCUUGUGGAUUUAGUGUUAGUGGAAGAGGUUUGAGGAUUUGUUUAUGUUUUCAGGUAUUAGGUUUAAAAUAAAGUAUAUAUAUUAAAAAAAAAAAAAAAAUAGGAAAAAAGUUUUGUGAAAACACUUCAGAAUCUGAUUGUUGGAAAGAAAUACUGCUCGUUCAAAAGGCCUGUGACAGUUUUCUGGCCAGUUUUGUUAGGAUCUGGCUGGUGUUUACAAAAGGUCACUGACCACUAGCAUAGGAUAUUAAUCAUCUCCAUACAGUAUUAAUUUAUGGCUCUUAUCAAAUUGCAAAACUGCUUUUUAAAAAAAAAAAAAUAAAAAUUGAUUCUUAAGAAACGUUUUUUAAAAGCCCAAAUCUUGGGAGAGCAAGCACAUUUCUAUCCAAGCUUGUUUAUCUGGCAUUCUAAUUUAAGCAGAAUCAUUCAGAGAUGGAAUUCUAAUAAAUAGCAUUACUUUUUCCUAUUUAUUUGCUGCAUUAGUGUUGUUGCAGUCCCACUGGAGUUGUACUUGCA